AUGGCAGAACAAUGUGCGAAUCCUCUGCUCUUGAAAUGGGUUGGCGAAUGGCUCGACCAAGCACGAGAACGCAACACAAAAGGCGUGAACGCCUAUAAGAGGGCAUAUGAUUCCCUCAAAGCCUGUCCCUAUCCUUUCACCCACCCAUCUGAAGCACGCCAACUGCAGAAUAUCGGCGAGAAACUUGUCGAACGCUUAACGGAGAAGAUGGAAGAGUAUUGCAAGGCAGCGAAUCUCCCCAUGCCCAAACCUCCACGAGGAAAGAAGAAGACGGUGGUCCCAGCCGAUGGCGAAGAAGGUGAGGCUCCUCCUCCAAAGAAGCGGAACCCCAAACCAUACGUGCCCGCCUUUCGAUCGGGAGCGUAUGCUAUAAUUCUCGCGCUAUCAACGUCCUCAGGCGGACUUUCGAAAUCGGAAACCAUUGCAUUGGCAGAGCCGCAUUGCGACUCCUCAUUCUUGGCCCCAAGUGAGCCUGGCAAAUUCUACACAGCCUGGGCCUCGAUCAAGACCCUGGAGAACAAGGAUUUGGUCUAUGAACAAGGACGACCCACUCGGAAAUAUUUCUUGACGGAGGAGGGGUGGGAGGUGGCCAGACGGAUCAAAAAGACAGCUGAGCCUAAGGGAUCGAUGGAUGAUUUUGUUGAUGGUGGAAGGACAAAGUCUGGGUCCAAGACUGGAGCGAACGAUGGUUUAUCCAUGGAUAGCAGACUAAGUCCUGUUCGUCAAUCGCCCCGUCUCUCGGAAUCUCCUGAACCGGGGGUGUCAGACAUCAUUCCCCAGGGUACCUCAUCAUCUGAGCUUCCCUCUUUCGAACCUCUGGUGCUACAACCCGGAACGUUCAUAGUACAGCUCGUUCUCGAUAACCGUGAAGUCCGGGCAAAGGAUGAUCGAGACUACAUUCAAAAUGAGCUCGGAAAAAGAGGCGUCAAGCCAAUCGUGCGACCCCUAGCUCUUGGUGAUAUUCUUUGGGUAGCCAAGUGUCAUGACCCCCAACUCCUGCCUUCACUUGGCGUCGAAGGGGAUGAAGUUGUGUUAGACUAUGUGAUUGAACGGAAGAGACUUGAUGAUCUCGUGGGCUCUAUAAAGGAUGGGCGGUUUCAUGAGCAGAAAUUCCGACUUCGAAAGUGCGGCGUCAAAAACGUGACCUAUCUCAUCGAGGAAAUCUCCAUGAGCGCGGACCAUUUCCAAAAAUACGAAGAAGCGGUCCAGUCGGCCAUUGCUAGCAUGCAGGUUGUGGACGGGUAUUUUGUGAAAAAGACGCAGAAGAUGGAUGACUCGAUCAGAUAUCUGGCACGAAUGACUCUUAUGUUAAAGGAGAUGUACGAGAAAAAACCUCUCCAUUUAAUCCCGACGCGGGUGAUCACGACUCAAAACUUCCUGCCCUUGGUGAACGAGCUACGGGCCAAGGAGCCGGGAACAGAUUACCACAUAACGUACGAAGCAUACGCGAGUCUGGCGAGCAAAUCAGAGACUCUUACCCUCCGAGAUGUCUUCCUGAAGAUGCUGAUGUGUACGAGGGGUGUGACCGGCGAGAAGGCCCUAGAGAUCCAGAAGAGGUGGAAGACUCCCAAGGCUUUCAUGGAAGCGUACGAGCGAUGCGGAGAUGGGGAAGAAGGCCGCAAGAGGAAGCUCGAGAUGGUCAGCAAGGAUAUGGCACAUUUUGUGGGCAGGAAGAAGAUCGCCAAAGCGGUCAGUGCUAAGAUCGCAGAGGUUUGGGGUGAUGCUUGA
This is a messenger RNA of Amorphotheca resinae ATCC 22711, 1728 nucleotides long. RefSeq lists its product as hypothetical. Gene Ontology annotation, biological process: resolution of meiotic recombination intermediates; DNA catabolic process; mitotic intra-S DNA damage checkpoint signaling. The transcript has a single exon. The coding region runs from base 1 to 1728 and encodes 575 amino acids. Gene Ontology annotation, molecular function: 3'-flap endonuclease activity; crossover junction DNA endonuclease activity; DNA binding. The record is from RefSeq and is a predicted model, not a curated record. NCBI's taxonomy places the organism in Eukaryota, Fungi, Ascomycota, Leotiomycetes, Helotiales, Amorphothecaceae. Gene Ontology annotation, cellular component: nucleus; Holliday junction resolvase complex.